Henningerozyma blattae CBS 6284 is the source of this 639-nucleotide messenger RNA. RefSeq names its product Srb2p (gene SRB2). The record is from RefSeq and is a predicted model, not a curated record. Bases 1 to 639 code for a protein of 212 amino acids. Gene Ontology annotation, cellular component: mediator complex. The transcript has 2 exons. Gene Ontology annotation, biological process: regulation of transcription by RNA polymerase II. NCBI's taxonomy places the organism in Eukaryota, Fungi, Ascomycota, Saccharomycetes, Saccharomycetales, Saccharomycetaceae. Gene Ontology annotation, molecular function: transcription coregulator activity.
AUGGAACACACAGCUGUAAUUUUCAUUGAAAAAUGUACGCCUAAUACAUUAAUUGAAUUUAAAGAUAUUAUCUCCCAUAGUAUUAUAAAAAAUUUAGAGAAUUGGUCCUUAGAAUUCCGUACAUAUCGAAGUAUAUUUAAAGAUAAGAAAAAUCCUAAUAAUAAUUCCUUAUUAUAUUCCAUCAAUCUCACACAAUUUAAUAAAACUAUUUUAAUUAAAGAUGGUGAAAUAAUACUAAAUACUGUAAAUUUUAAUGAUAUUCCAAAAGAAUUAUUAUUUAAUGGCUGUAACAAUGGAAGCUCCAUGAGCAUUGAUAAAUUGAUUACAAACAAAUUAAGUAAUAUGUGGAGCAAUAGACAAUCAAUUAGAGGUGAAAAUGGUGAAAGUUUCGUAUGUAAUAAUAAAUUAAUUGUUAGAAUUAUUAAUUUAUUUAGUUUAACUGGAUUCAAAGGCAUGCUAAUUGAGAUCGAAAAUUAUGAUAAAAAAAUGGAAACUCAAGAAUUUAAUAAUCAUGUUGAUAAAAUUUGUGAAUUUUUAAAUGAUAUAAAAGUUAAAGAUUAUAAGAUAAAUAAAGAUAGGACAGACGAGGAUGAAUUUUUAUGUGAUCUUGGUCAACAAUAUGUAUCAGUUUUAGAAUAA